AUGAGGGGUCCUCGUCCGCUUGGCGUUGUCAUCAAGCUGGGAACUAGCUCGAUCGUGGACGAAAAGACCCAUGAGCCUCUUCUCUCCAUCCUGACGUCGAUAGUCGAGACGGCAGUGAAGUUGAGGAAAGAUGGACACAGGGUUGUCAUCGUCUCGUCCGGCGCCAUUGGCGUUGGCCUGCGUCGCAUGGAUGUCGACAAGAGGCCGAAGCAGGUCUCAAAACUGCAGGCUCUUGCUGCUAUUGGCCAGUGUCGCCUCAUGAGUCUAUGGGAUAGCCUGUUCAACCACCUUCGACAGCCAAUUGCUCAGAUUCUCCUCACCAGAAAUGAUAUCUCCGAUAGGUCGAGGUACCUUAAUGCCCAGAGGACCUUUAAUGAGUUACUCGAUAUGGGUGUGAUCCCCAUCGUCAACGAGAACGACACGCUGGCAGUGUCUGAGAUCAAGUUUGGCGACAACGACACGCUCUCGGCCAUCACAGCUGCCAUGGUCCACGCCGACCUCCUUUUCCUCAUGACUGAUGUCGACUGUCUGUACGACAAGAAUCCCAGGACGAACCCUGAUGCUCAGCCUAUCGAGGUAGUUGAAGACAUUGGGUCCUUGGUGGCAGAUGUCUCGUCCGCCGGCUCAUCCCUCGGAACAGGCGGCAUGUCAACCAAGAUCGUCGCUGCCCGUCUCGCAACCUCAGCUGGCGUCAUGACCAUCAUCACACGCUCCUCCAACCCAGGCAACAUCAUCAAGAUCGUCAAGCACGUCCAAGCAAGCCGCUCCCCACCCUCUCUCGCCGCCGCAGCCACCACUGCCAAAGCAACCCGCGCCAUAAAAAAGCAACAACAAUUCCCCUCCGCCGAAACCCCCGACCUCCCCCAGCAAAACCCUGAGACAAACCCCGCUACCGCCGCAGCCUCCGCCGCUCCCUCCGCCCUCGCUACCCCCGAAAAAAUCCCCCUCCACACACGCUUCCUGCCCUCCCAGCAACGUAUCCGCGAACGUCACUUCUGGAUUCUGCACGGCCUGCGCCCGCACGGCACGCUGUAUAUCGAUCAGGGUGCGUACCGCGCACUUGUGGGAAAAGCAGGGCUGUUACCCGUCGGCGUGGUUGACGUAGAGGGGACGUUUGCAGGUCACGAGGCGGUCCGGCUUGUGGUAGUUGAGAGGGUGAAGAAGACGUAUGGAGGGGAGUCCCCGACCUCUGAGGGGGAGGGACAGCAGAAGGAGAAGGAGAGAUUGUGGGUGAAGGGGACAGAACGGGAGGUGGGACGGGCACUAACGGAGUAUUCGAGCGCGGAGAUCCUGAGGAUCAAGGGGCACCAGAGCUCGGAGAUCGAGAAGUUACUGGGGUAUGCGGAUAGCGAGUAUGUUGCGCAGAGGGGAAGCGUCAGUCUGUUUGAGACGAGGCCGGCUACGCCGGUUAGGGAGAGCGCUGAUCGGAAGGGGGAUGAGAGCGAUGCUGCGGCUGCGGUAUGA
This is a messenger RNA of Thermochaetoides thermophila DSM 1495, 1464 nucleotides long. Its product is annotated as glutamate 5-kinase-like protein. The record is from RefSeq and is a predicted model, not a curated record. Gene Ontology annotation, cellular component: cytoplasm; cytosol. Bases 1 to 1464 code for a protein of 487 amino acids. Lineage: Eukaryota; Fungi; Ascomycota; Sordariomycetes; Sordariales; Chaetomiaceae. Gene Ontology annotation, molecular function: glutamate 5-kinase activity; ATP binding; RNA binding. The transcript has 5 exons.